Molecule: messenger RNA, 1535 nt
Organism: Xenia sp. Carnegie-2017
Lineage: Eukaryota; Metazoa; Cnidaria; Anthozoa; Malacalcyonacea; Xeniidae
Product: alanyl-tRNA editing protein Aarsd1-like
Exons: 13
Coding region: 4-1305 (433 amino acids)
Biological process (GO): alanyl-tRNA aminoacylation; regulation of translational fidelity
Molecular function (GO): Ser-tRNA(Ala) deacylase activity; alanine-tRNA ligase activity; ATP binding
Source: RefSeq, a predicted model, not a curated record
UUUAUGGCGGAUUGUUUAACAGUAAUGAAUAGACUCUGCGGUAACACAAGAUCUAUUCACGUAAAAAACAACCUUGGUUAUAAGAAGAGAAGGAUCUUGAUCGGAUCUACUAUGGUCUUUGAAUGUCAAAGGGAUUCCUAUAAAACGGAAUUUACAUCAAAAGUUGUUUCCUGCACUGAAUCCAAACCACAUGAGUAUGAGAUAGUUUUGGAAGACACAAUUUUGUUUCCUGAAGGUGGCGGACAACCCUGUGAUCAAGGAACUAUAAAUGAUGUUCCUGUGUUUCAAGUGACCAGGCGAGGUGCUCUUGCCGUACAUGUUGUAAAGGAAGAAAUUUCUGUUGAUAGUGAGGUGAAGUUGAAAGUAGACUGGACACGAAGAUUUGAUCAUAUGCAGCAGCAUUCUGGACAACAUCUCAUAACUGCGGUUAUUGAUGAAAAAUAUGGAUACAAAACAUUGUCGUGGGAACUUGGUAAAUCGAAGACGGCAAUUGAUCUGGAUUGCUCGAAGUUAACAUCAGAUCAAAUGGAAGAGAUUGAAGAAGAGUGCAACAGAAUAAUCAGAAAUCACAGUGAUGUUAAAGUUCAUGUUUACGAAUCUGCAAAGGACCCGGAAUUACAAAAGGUUCGAACUCGUGGUUUGCCGGAUGAUCACGUGGGCCAAGUACGAGUUGUAGAGAUUGAAGGAUUGGAGAUGAAUAUGUGUUGUGGUACCCAUGUCCGUAAUCUUAGUGAUCUUCAGAUGAUCAAGCUUCUCCAUACCGAAUCGACCAAGGGAUGCACUCGCUUGUUUUUUCUUGCUGGGAAACGAGUCUUGGAAUUUGCACGCAAAGCAUAUGAGAACGAAAAGGGACUUUCGAAGAUAUUAAGUUGUGGUCCCGAUGAGCAUGUCGCCAUGGUUGAUAAAAUGCAGAAAUCACUGAAAGCUGCCAAUAAGGCCAACCGACUGCAGUUACGAGAGUUAGCGUUACUUGAAGUAUACAAGAUUAAAUCAAAGGAGAAGAAACCGAACUACGUUUGCAUUCACAGAGAUGAUGCCGACAUGGAAUUUAUGAAUGCUGUUGUAAAUGGGUUGAACAACAAGGACAUCCUGCUUUUUAUUACGUGUGGUGCUCCUAAAGGUCCUGGAAUGUUUCUUCUGGCCGGACAAGAAACCGCUGUUUCUCAACUUGGUCCAAAAGUGGCCUCAUUACUUCAAGGUAAAGGUGGAGGAAAGAAAGGACGUUUUCAAGGAAAGGUAAGUAGUUUGGCUGAUCGCGAUGCCAUUGAAAACCUUCUUCGAGAAUAUUUCCCCGAAAAUUCAUGAUAAACCGAUGGUGAUGAACCUAUUGAAAAGUGCCUUUUCAGUACCAGUACCCCUGUUUACACUACAUUGCGCACUCAUUUUUUCAACUUUCCAAAGAAAGAAUUAAAUCUAAUAAUCUUACAGUAUAUAUCAUGUUCAAGUUCCUAGAAAUAUAUACUUUAGUGACAGAGCAUGUAAUGUAUAAUUAAAUAAUCAAUCAUAGAAACAAAAUAUUGUCCAAAAGUUCUAAA